Molecule: messenger RNA, 3168 nt
Organism: Peromyscus eremicus (cactus mouse)
Lineage: Eukaryota; Metazoa; Chordata; Mammalia; Rodentia; Cricetidae
Product: zinc finger protein 431-like
Exons: 4
Coding region: 122-1945 (607 amino acids)
Biological process (GO): negative regulation of transcription by RNA polymerase II
Molecular function (GO): DNA-binding transcription repressor activity, RNA polymerase II-specific
Source: RefSeq, a predicted model, not a curated record
CCGGUCCGUCCUCCUGCAUGGUCUGUUGCUCAGUGGUUAAAGGUGGAUCUCCUGUUCUGUGUGCUGGGCUGCGACUGGCUGCUGGGAGCCGCGAGGAGAGCGGGUGAACUCGGAUUCCGCCAUGGAUGCAGUGACCUAUGAGGAUGUGCAUGUGAACUUCACUCCUGAAGAGUGGGUUUUGCUGGAUUCUUCCCAGAAGAGUCUCUACAAAGAUGUGAUGCUGGAAACCUACUGGAACCUCACUAUUGUAGGGUACAGAUGGGAAGACCACAAUAUUGAAGAACAUUAUCAAAAUUCUAGAAGACAUGGCAGCCGGUGUGUCAUCUGUCACUCAGGAUAUAAUCCAUGUGAGCAUAAGGGACAUGGAAAGAAGCAUUGUAGUUCUGGCUCUCUCAGAACAAAUGGAAGAUAUGUGGUAGUCCCCACUAUGAGAAGACAUGAUGACUGUGAUACAAGUUUACAGUUAAUUGGUUUUCCAACUUCAGUGGGAAUUCAUCAAGAAACUCUCAUUGGAGAACAACCUUAUGAGUACCAGGAAUAUGGAAAUUCAUCUCUCUCUACUGGUUCACUUUGCACAUGUAGUGUGGCUCACAGUAUAAGAAAAUGUUAUGAAUGCAAUCAGUGUGGUCAGACCCUGAAUUCUUCAAGUUCUCUUCAAAGAUGUGAAAAAGCUCAUGUGGGAAGAGAAAAUAUUAAAUGUGAGUCAUCUUCUAAAGGUUUUAGGCUUGACAGGCAUCGUCAAACACACCAAAGAACCAAUAACCAAGAGGCUCUCUAUGAAUGUAAUCAACAUGGUAAAGCCUUCAGAUCUGAUUGCUCUUUAGAAGAACACCAAAGAACUCAUUUGGAAGGAAAACCCAAUGAAUAUAAUCAAAGUUAUAAAGCCUUUGGAUGUCACAGUCUUCAUCAUCAAGUAAAUAGAAUUCAAACUCGAGAGAAAUGCUGUGAAUGUAAUCAAUGUAGUAAAGCCUUUGUACAGAUGAGUGAUCUUCACAGACAUGAAAGAAUUCAUAUUGGAGAGAAACCAUAUGAAUAUAAUGAAUGUGAUAAAGCCUUGGCAGAGAAGAGAAAUCUUCACAGUCAUGAAAGAUGUCAUACAAGGGAGAAACCGUAUGUAUGUAAUCAAUGUGGUAAAGCCUUUUCAGGGAAGAAUAGUCUUCGCAGUCAUGAAAGAAUUCAUACUGGAGAGAAACAAUAUGAGUGUGAUCAAUGUGGUAAAGCCUUUGCAUGGAAGAGUCAUCUUGAAAGUCAUGAAAGAAUACAUACUGGAGAGAAACCCUAUGAAUGUAAUCAAUGUGGUAAAGCCUUUGCAUGGAAAAGUUAUCUUCUCAGCCAUGAAAGAAUUCAUACUGGAGAGAAACCUUAUGAAUGUAAUCAAUGUGAUAAAGCCUUUGCACAGAAGAGUCAUCUUCAAAGUCAUGAAAAAAUUCAUACUGGAGAGAAACCCUAUAAAUGUAAUCAAUGUGGUAAAGCCUUUGCAACAAAGAGUUAUCUUCUCAGCCAUGAAAGAAUUCAUACUGGAGAGAAACCCUUUAAAUGUGACCAAUGUGGUAAAGCAUUUGCAAAGAAGAGUAAUCUUCACAACCAUGAAAGAAUUCAUACUGGAGAGAAACCCUAUGAAUGUAAUCAAUGUGGUAAAGCCUUUGCAGUGAGAACUCAUCUUCAAAGUCAUGAAAGAAUUCAUAAGGGAGAGAAACCAUAUGAAUGUAAUCAAUGUGGUAAAGCCUUUGUACAGAAGAGUAGCCUUCUAAGUCAUGAAAGAAUUCAUAUAGGAGAGAAACCCUAUGAAUGUAAUCAAUGUGGUAAAGCCUUUGUACAGAAGAGUAGCCUUCUAAGUCAUAAAAGACUUCAUACUGGAGAGAAACCCUAUAAAUGUAACCAAUGUGGUAAAGCAUUUGCAAAGAAGAGUAAUCUUCACAGUCAUGAAAGAAUUCAUACUGGAUAGUAACAUAUGGAUGUAAUCAAUGUGGUAAUUUCAGAUGUGAGCUGAUGUGAGCUGCCAUGUGGGUGCUGGAAACUGAAUUGUGUGUUCUACAAGAGGUACUUGCUGGAGUCCAGUGUCAUAGGGGUUCAGGUCUAGAAGAGGAGAUCAUGCAUCAGUAGAGGAAGGAGACUGCCAUGAUCUGAGUGUGAAGCAGUAUAGCUGCUGCUUUAUUGAAAAAGAACUACACAUUUUAUGCUCUAUAACUGAAUGUUAGGUUAGACUCAAGCAGGUUAAAAACAGACUUAAUGAUUCCAGGAUAAAAGCAUCCUUCAACCUCAUUACAGCAUUUUUCCUGAGGCAAGUAUCUUCAUGCCUUUCUGGAUGUGAGCCCAUUGUUUCUUUUCAUAGUUGCUUUCAUCCCUGGAACUUGGUGUAUCCAGUUCGUAAAUCUUUAAGUUCUCUAUUUUUGGUGUAAUCAGGGGGACACAAUGGGGCUUCAUGUGUGGGAGUAGGCAUAGUAAUCACAUUGUGUGGUUCCAUGGUGGUCGGGAUUUUUUUCCAAGAAUUUUGUUUAAAGAGACUGCCUUGCCUAUGUAUAUGUUCCAUCCUCCAGUGUAACCAGCAAAAUAAAUUUUCCACAGUAAAAGGCAUAAGGAAACUCCAUAACAUAUAGUGAGAAUUAUUAAAAUUGAAAUAAAAAUCGUGCUGGAGAAUUAAGAUUGGCAAUGUGGAAAUGCUGGAACUUUGUCAAACAGCAAUGGUCACCGUGCAGUCCAUGCCAGGUGCUAAACUGCUAAACCAUCUCUCAUCCCUUUUUAUUUCUUUUAAGAUUCAUUUUAUUAUUGUUAUCUUUGUGAGUCCACAUGAAUAGUAUAGUUUGAAAUCAGAUGUCAGGCUGUGUGACCCAGUUCUUCCUUUCUAUCAUGUCUGUUCUGAGGACCACACCAGGUCCAUCAGUCUUGGUUGAAAGCAGCUUUACCUGAUGAGCCAUGCCAUGAUGAGCACUGAGCCCAGAUAUUUUUUUAGUAAUCGUUGAUUUUUUGUUUGUUAGUUUGUUUUUUACACAGGCUGAUGAAGUUCAGGCUGACCUUGAACUUCAGACGUUUCUGUUUCCACCUCCAGUUACUGGGAUGACAGGUUUUACUACCAUGCCCUGUUUAUGCAGAGGUCUUGUGUAUGCUGAGCAAGUAUUCUAUCCAAUGACCGCCAUCUGAUAUGAAAACAUAGAUGUAGCUGAGUUUUUU